This is a messenger RNA of Xyrauchen texanus (razorback sucker), 10509 nucleotides long. RefSeq names its product PDZ domain containing 2 (gene pdzd2). The transcript is spliced from 24 exons. Bases 430 to 7329 code for a protein of 2299 amino acids. Gene Ontology annotation, molecular function: protein binding. Lineage: Eukaryota; Metazoa; Chordata; Actinopteri; Cypriniformes; Catostomidae. The record is from RefSeq and is a predicted model, not a curated record.
CGUAUCUCACUCGCAACGGUUUAGAUAUAACGCGCGGGGUAAUGGAUUCCAGACGCUCGUGCGAAGUAUUUGAGCGCCAAACCGAGUCGUAUUUUCAUUUGAACAUCUCAGAGCUGUGGAAACUGCCCGCAUCUCCACUGACAGACUGUGCUGUGGAAAAGGGCAGCAAUGGACUUUAAUCAAGCGCUGAACAGAUCACAUAAAAGGGACGAGUCGUUGGAGCUGUUAGAAUGAUUUUCAUGAACAUACAGUGAAAUCGCUCAAGGGACUUUCUUGAAGCAGCCGAUUAGAAUGAUUAUAGAACUCACGAGAGCCCAAACAGCAGCGCGCCAGCUGUCGGGAACCGUUAGAAUGAUGACGAGGAGGUUCAAGUGAACGUUCUGUUACUUGGCAGACCAGUGCUGGAAUGGAGGCUGCAUCUACCUAAUCAUGUUGCGAAGAAUCAAACGCAAGGCUCCUCUUCCUCCAUGCAAUGGCAGCAGUGGGGGCAACUGCAUGGACAUCCCCACCAAGCACCGAAACAAUGUCUCCUCUGAGCCUGCAGGCAGCCUCACACAGAAUGGCAAGCGAACUCGCAAAUUUGGCGUCAUUUCCCGCUCCUCGUUCACUCGUGACAGCAGGGACAGAAAAAAUAGCCGGGACUUUGUGCAGGAGAAUGGCUAUUGCUCCAUGGAGGCAGAGGUCGUGUCCCCGGAGAGCAACACCCCUCAGGACACACCAACCGAUGAGAGUCCAGUCCUUGGUUCCUCAGAACUGAUAGCUAGUCACUUGAAGGUGGGGAGCACGGCCACCCUACCUUGCUGUUCCCACUCACGCCUCUCUGAAAGCUACAAAACAGAGUCAAUAAGCAGUGAACCUUCCACUCAGCCCUGUGAGGGCAGCCGAAUCUGGAAAAUGCACAUGGUGAAGGGUCAGGAUGGACUGGGUAUCCAGAUCACUGGUGGACGUGGGUCCAAACGCUCUCCUCACGGCAUCAUUGUAGCCCACGUGGAGGAGGGAGGAGCCACACAGAGAGAUGGACGUCUGAAGGCAGGUGAUGAGUUGCUGAUGAUUAACGGUCACUCACUUGUUGGCCUCUCACACCAGGAGGCCGUAGCUGUCCUCCGCUCUACUGCUGGACUGGUGCAGCUGGUGGUCGCCAGCAGGGAUGAAUCUGAGGUGGACUUUCACAAGUACCCAUCCACCAGCCUGCCCGACUUAGUGAGCACAUGUUUGGAUCCGGAUGUCUCACCCUCCCCCAGGGAGGAGAAGGAGAGCAUGGAGCCAGACGUGGAGGACGUGAGGGCCAGCAGCCUUUCAUUGCCCACCCAGGACUUGUUCACAGAGCUUGACAAACUGGAGGAAUAUGGCAGGAUUGAGGGUCCCAAGGGAUGUUGCCGUAGCCCAACACCUAUGAAGUUCCGCAGCAGGGCUCAAGGUGGAGGGAGUCGUCUGGAGUCUGUCGGCGAAAACGAUGAGCUAGUCGUGGAAAAUGGUGAAACCGGAAGUGACAUGGCAACAAAGCCUGCACGAGGAGGACGCAAACAUUCUCUUCCUCAACAACUGGACACAGUUGGCAUCCGACAGGAAUAUCAAAUCGUCAAGAAAUCAUCUCGUUCACUGAGCACCGUUCAAGUGGAGUCUCCAUGGCGACUGGCACAGCCAUCUAUAAUUUCCAACAUUGUUCUGAUGAAAGGACAGGGCAAGGGUCUGGGGUUCAGUAUUGUCGGAGGGCAGGAUUCAGCUCGGGGAAGGAUGGGUAUAUUUGUCAAGACCAUUUUUCCCAAUGGAGCAGCAGCAGCUGACAGGAGGCUCAAAGAAGGUGAUGAGAUAUUGGAGGUGAAUGGAGAAUCUCUCCAAGGCCUCACGCACCAGCAGGCCAUUCAGACCUUCAAGCAACUGAAGAAGGGAGUAGUUACCCUAACUGUGCGAACCCGUCUGAGAAGCCCCAGUCUUACCCCUUGUCCCACUCCUACGCUGCUCAGUAGAUCCAGCUCGCCAAACUCAAAUGUCAGUGGUGGGACACCAGUCCCUCCUAGCUUUGAAGAUGGGGACUCUCGCAAGGGGCCAGGUCCCAAAGACCGCGUUAUCAUGGAGGUGACAUUAAACAAAGAGCCAGGUGUGGGGCUGGGUAUUGGUGUCUGCUGUCUAACACUAGAGAACAGCGCUCCUGGAAUCUACAUCCACAGCUUGGCACCAGGAUCUGUUGCAAAAAUGGAUGGCAGACUCAGUCGAGGAGACCAGCUCUUAGAGGUGGAUUCUAUAAGCCUGAGACAUGCAGCCCUGAGUGAAGCUUAUGCCAUUCUGAGUGAAUGUGGACCCGGCCCAGUCAGCCUCAUCAUUAGCCGACAUCCCAAACCCAAAGUUUCUGAACAAGAGAUGGAUGAAGCGAUCGCUCGCUCCACACACAGAGAUAGCCAUUCUUCCCAUUCACUGGGCCUGCCGUCCAAGAGUCAAUCUCCCACUGUUAAGGUCAAGCAGGGUGGUGAGGGUAACCCAGCUCUCAGCUGGACCAUGAAGAGAUUCCUGGAGCCAGCUAGCAGGCAAGGCUCGCUGAGUUCAGAAGCAGAGCUUUCUCAGUAUUUCUCAGUUCACAAUGUGCCCAGUCAGUCUUCCCUCUCUGAGACCAUGCCGAUGGGAUCCAGUGAUGAUGACAUGCUGCACAGCAGCAGGAGCUGUAAUACUUCAAUGGAGGAAUCAGCUGCACCUCAGCCACACGGGAUAUACAGGGAAGAUUCUUAUAGAGGCUCAGAUUGUAGUCCUACAACCCCAGACUGUUCUAAAGCCACUGCUGGUUUUGGUCGUGCUGGAGACCCUCCCCACCAGGCCAGUGUGUGCAGCAGCCCCAGUUCUGUGCGCAGCCCUCUUCUCCGCCAGCGUCGGGUCAUCUGCUAUGAGGAUGAACCCAGUGAUGAUGAAAACGACCUUGAAGAGGAUAGUGGUCCCAUUCAUCAUCUUCUCCGUGUUGUAACGGAGGGAGCCCACCACCACCAGGAGGAAGACUCUGGUAUAGUAAUAGCCACCUCAUCUCUUGAAGUUGAUGACGAAAGCCAGGACAGCAGCGAAAGCCACAGACAAAUCAGCAGCGAGCCAACCACUCCACUCUAUGGCAGCUCGCUAGAAUCAGAGGAAGGGCCUUGUGGGCCGCCUGGUGUGGAAUCUCCCUUCAUGCCCAUUCGCUGUAUGGAGCACAACUCUGGAGCAGCUGUUGGAAUGAACCUUGGUGUGAAAAAAGAACCCCAUCGGGAAGGGCAGGAGAUCAGACGCUCACCAAAGCUGGAGCACAAAGCCGUGACUCGUGUGAAGAGCAUGAUGAGCAUUGAGUGCCCCAACCCUCCUCAAAGACCCAAGGGUGAGGAUUCACCAUUACUCCCAUCAACCCCUGCUCAGGCCACGCAGAACAACACACAGCCUCCCUGCAGACUGCUACAUUGCAAGAAGGCUGAAUCCAGCGAGCUAGCUGGGGUCUGCACUAUUGAAACCAUAGUGCUCCAGCGUAGUGAUACUGAGUCUUUUGGUCUGGAUCUGGAGAUUAAGUCCUCUCCUCUCAAGGUGCUGAUCACAAGGUUGAGACCAGGAGGUGUUGCAGAGAGGGAUGCCUCAGGGAAUAUGAGUGUAGGCGACGAGAUUGUAACUAUUGGUGAGACCCGUGUGUGUACAUCCACCUAUCAGGAGAUCUGUGACCUCAUGCACAACCUGCCAGUCACAUUGACCUUAGAGAUUAAGAAACCAGUCUCAGCUGUAAAUCAACUUUCCAGCUUGAUAAUGUCCUCUGGCUGUGAGGGCUCACCUAAAUCGGAGGCACCAAGGCCUCCUCCAGAGGAAAGCAGCAAUAUGAACAAAACUCCAGUUGUGGCUCAGGAGAGCCCUUUAUCUGAAACCAAUGCAAAACAAGCGGUAGCAAUUCACAGCAACAUUGUCACUAAUAUUGAUGAUGUAAUAACUGAACUGAACUCAGCUGAAGACAAAGAUAUGGACCAAAAUGUCUCAGGUUUCACAGACACAAUUGCCAAUACAGGAGAGUGCAGUAAAACGGAAGACAAAGGGAGUUCAACCACAUCACCAUCACAACCAAAUCCUCUGGAUUACUCUGUACUAGAUGUGAGUAAUAGCACUUGCCAUUUUCCUAUAGGAAAGACAUUUUUAAAUAGUUACUCUAGGAACUUUAGUCAUCUGGAAGAGGACAUUGUGCCUCUGGAGAAACCAAGUAUGUACCGUCUGGUUGAGGAUAGUGACUCUGAGAGUGAUUCUGCCACUGACAGCGCUAUCAAAGUAGAGAAGUCUCAACGUGACUGUGAGGAACCUCAGGACACUGACUCAGAUGAGGAGGAGGUUGAACACUGCUUCAACACUGCAGUCAGUCAGCCUGCAUUCAGCCAAUCAGAGGGUAGCUCUCUUCCACAGAGAGACAGCAUUACUUAUAGUCAAACUUUUGACCAGACACUUGCUAGCACUGAUCUCCACAACCCUCCAUUACUAUCCAUUCCAGACAAGGAUUUACAAGAGAACAAUCAUUCCGUUUCACUCUCUGUGUUACAGGGCCCACUUUGCCCUCAGUUUUUAGGUGAUACCCUUUUAAAUGGAGACACCAGACACAGUCCCACACAAGAGGCUAUGUGUGAGAGAACUUCGCCAAGCACAAUGUCCUCAAACUUCAAUGCUGAUGAAAUAUGUGAAACUGUUUCAGAACCUGUCAAAACCUGCCAGUCAUUGGCAGGUGUCAGUUGUCCCCCUGUUAUUCAGAGCAACCACCCUGUCACCAUUAGGAGUCAAGAGAGGACUGCUAAGUUGCGCUCAGUUGCAACUCUGUCUACAGAAACACACAACACUGCGGAAGUGCCACUGAAGUCAAAUAUGUCAGAGCCAAUGGCAUCAAAUUAUGCCAAUGGAAAAUCUAGUGUACAGGCCUCUAAUACGCUCUCUCCAAGAGACAUGGAGAAAGAGAAAGUUUAUCCCACACUUGACUCUAAAUCAUCACUUUCUCAAAACCAGAGUAAAUCCACCACUUACUGUAUCAGGUCUUUGGGCACUAAAUCCCCCAAUGACAGCCCUGUCUCACCCCUGCUGAGUGGUGGACUUAAACUUAACAAUAAAUUACCAAGCACUACUUCGAAACUCAAGGGAUUGAGUAUUAAGAGUAAAUGCAAUGAGCAAGAACAGUUUGUCUCCAGAUCGCCCAGGGCAGAAAGUCCGGUACUGAAAAAAGCUCUCAGCUCCCCAAGUCAGUGUCCUAAACUCCAUGAUAGAAGAACUACACUGACUGGUAGCCCAAAAUCAAGCAGAAUGUCUGAUAAGACUAGGGUUUCUUCUUGCAAGACUGACCAAAUUCAAUCAAUUGUGUCCAGUGCAUUGAAGACAAAUCUCACCAACAUCGUCAAAGAAGAACUCAAAUCUGCCAGAGAGGAACAGGUCUCGGAUCUAAAGGAGCAAGUCUCUAAGUCUGAGAUCACUAUGGCCACCACACAAAGAACUUUCAUCAAGGUACGACUUUCAUCCUCUUCAAUCCCAUCUUCUUCAACGUCCACACCUAUCCUGACAUGCAAGGAAGUUGUGAAUACAAGCGAUUUAAAUUUGGUCUCAGUGUCAGACAAUCAAGUCGAGUUGGAGGAAUCUAAUUUGGAACCGUCUGUAGGAGCACACACAAUCUCAUUAGAAUCAAUCAACUCUUUAUCUAGUCCUCUGCAACAUAAUGGUACUCUUAGUACAAAUGAAACUGUUGAGAAAGUGUACUGCAAUGGCCAGGAAGAAAGCCCCCAAGGGAGCUCAAAUAAUAAGGAUGCUGUUUCUAGUCUCAAAUCAAGCAAAUCCAAACUGUACCUAAGAGCACCUGACCACAGAUGCUACUCUAUCGAUCCCAGUGGGUGUUCUGACCCAAACCCUUUCUCAGUUCGUCAACGAAUCCAGUCCUUUGAGAACCUGGCCAGCUUCGAUGGCUCUGUGGUUAGGUGUUUAGACAUUCCUUCUUAUGCUAUAAAGUCCAAGCCACCUCUCAAUCGGAGGCUGUCUGAGUUCACCGGCUCUGUUAGCAGUCAGUCCAGUGACAGUCGUUUGAGGAGAAGUCUCAGCUCUUGUGUGGACAAUAUGAGUUCAGCUCCAUCUCCAUUGCAUCAACUGAAGAAUUCUUCCUCCAAUGCAGUUAUCACCAACACUGAAGCAGCUCCUUCAAAUGGAACAGCAGAGCCAGUUAUGAAGGAGAAAGCAAAUAAUGAAGCCUCUCAGAACCAGUCCACUAUUCACAGACCACCAGUGCUGCAAUCCCGAAAUGCGCGUGCAAAUGGAGGCCUUUCACGCUCAAAACUGAGAGAGAUUAGGGCGCUAAGCAUGCCUGAAUUGGACAAGCUGUGCACCGAGGAUUUUUCCAGUAACCCUGGCAAUGUGAUCUUUAAGACCGAACUGAAAAUCCAUCCUCGCAUGUCCACAGACCCAGCAUCACACAACCUGCAGUGCAAUGUGGUUACCAGGGUGAGCAGUGUUAACACUGGGGCACCUGGUACCACCAGCAAUGUGGAGGAACAUGAAGGCCAGGCCACAGGACACUCAUGCUGGUCUAUAAGUUUGAAAGAUCUUGAAUCUUCUCCCUUGGACCAAAAUAAGGUAAAAGAUGUUCUGUGUUCCCUCACAACUAAAGUGGAUGUGAUGGCUCUCAUACAGGAGACAGAAUCUCUUUCAGAGGUUAAAGAGGACAUUUACUUUGUCAUCUUAACUAAAGAACAGGGAUCUGGUCUGGGAUUCAGCAUCGCUGGAGGGGUAGACCUGGAGCAGAAAUCUGUUACGGUUCAUCGGGUGUUUACUCGUGGGGUGGCAGGAGUUGAAGGUACCAUUCACAGAGGAGAUAGGGUUUUGUCAAUAAAUGGGAACAGCUUGAGUGGGAUCACACAUGGAGAGGCGCUGUCCUGCCUUCAUCAGACCAGGCUGCCAAGACAGGCAUUAGUGGUGAUCCAGAAGGGCAAGGAUAUUGAGCCGACAUCACCAAGACCAGAACUUCCCCUUCAGGCUAGACAUUGCCCUUCACCUGUCCUUAAAGGCAGCUUCAGGGAGAAUAAAACAAGUGUGGAGGUGGGACCGGAUGGGGCUUUGAGUGUGGAAUUACAGAAGACUACAGCUGGUCUAGGUUUCAGUCUAGAUGGAGGCAAAGCAUCUGCACAUUUAGAUCGAUCACUCUACAUCAAACGUAUUUUCCGAGGAGGAGCUGCUGAGCUGUCCAGGGUUAUUGAUGUUGGAGAUGAACUUCUAGCCAUCAACGGCAGGUCUUUGCAAGGCCUUAUGCACUAUGAUGCCUGGAACAUCAUUAAAACAGUCUCUGAGGGCCCCGUCCAGUUAGUCAUCAAAAAACCCAGGACUUCUGUAUGACGUCUGAUCUACCUGCACAUAUUAAACAGAUGUGAUGAAGGUGCCAAACUGUGGUGUCUUAUUGUACAUAUUCUGACUUUGCAUUGUUUUUAUACGUGUUUAUAACAGGAUCUCUGUGAUAAAGAAUUUGUUGCACAUUGAUUUUUAUUCAAACAAGGCUUCUGCAAUGUUGCGGUGGUCUCACAUACAGUAUGUGGGGUUAUGAUAUUUUUUUAUUGUGUCCUGACUUUGAACUUUGUAUCACACAAACUUUGAACUCUGUCAUUUAUUACUUUUUGAAGACAUUUAAAACAUACUUGUAAGAAUUAUGAGUGAUAUGUUUAUAACUGCAUCCCUUGUAUAAUUUAACUUAAUUUUAAUAUUAUGAAAUUGUACUGUAUAUAUAGUAUCUGCAAUGGUUCUACAGCUAUAAUUAUGGUGAUAAAUCAAACCACUUUAGAAUCACUCUGCCUAAUCUGAUGGAUUUGUUAUUUUGAUCAACAUAAAGUAGAUAUCAAAGUGAAGUUUUGUUUGAACAGGUUUAUAACUUUAAAUGGAAUUGUAGAGUUGAUCUUUCUUCUAUUUUCUUUUAAAUGUACCUGAAUUUUCAUUGUUCCUCGUACCUGCAAAAUCAUGAUAGUUUCAGAAAAGGUUCCCCAAACACUCCUUAUUGCUAUGGAACCUUUUCACAGUCUGCAGUGAUGCGUUUCCACAGCAAAAAUGUCCACAAAAAUAAUAGUAGCUCUGGUCUCCCAUUCAUGUUUUGACAUUGCCACACUUACUACAGCUUAAAAUACUAGAAUUCAAUCUGAUUAUUAACAUUUGAAAUAUACAGUUAUAUAAUGAGUAUUGUCUAGGGUGACUUUCAAAACAUUAAUCUGUUUGUUUGUCAGCUUCUGGCUCAACCAAAGGUGAGAUUUGGGCAGGACUACAGUGCCUGUUUAUUGAAAAAUGUACCCUUUCCAGAACACUUGCAACUCUAGUUGGGUAAACUUCUAUAGCAGUGCAUGGGAGACCAGAGCAAAUAUUAUUUUUGUGGAAAUUCUUGGUGUGGAAACAUGUUGUUUAAUUAGACUGAAAUAAUAUUGACUUUUAAAGUAUUGACAUUUUAACAAGGUCCUUCAGGUAUGUUUGAUAUUUUUUCAGCUGUGAAUAUUUGUCAUGUAUAUUCACAUCUAAAAUAUUUAAGAAAGUCGUUUUCCCUGAUUUUUCCUUUUCAGUGCUGUUUCUUUAUUGUACUUGAAUUGUCUUAUGUAAAUAUUGCAGAUCCCACUGAUAUUAGUGUAAUUUAUUUUAGCUAAGCAUUAAAGGGUUAGUUCACCCAGUUAUGAAAAAUCUCACAUUUACCCACCCUCAUGCCAUCCCAAAAUUGUAUGAACUUUUAUUAAUCUGCUGAACUCAAAUGGAGAUUUUUAGAAGAACACCACUUCUCUGUAGGUCCAUACAAUGCAAGUGAAUGGGUGCCAACAUUUUGAAGCUCCAAAAUUCACAUAAGGGCAACAUAAAAGUACUCCAGAUGACCCUGGUGGUUAAAUCCAUAUCUUCUAAAGCAUUACGAUAGGUGUGUGUGAGAAACAGAUUAAUAUUUAAGUCCUUUUUCCUUCACUUUCUCUUUCUUCUGUUUUUGGUAAUUCACAGUCUUCAUGCAUAUUGCCUCCUACUGGGCUGGGAGGAGAUUAUAUGACAAAAGAUUACUUCAGUAUUGAUCAGUUUCUCACCCUCACCUAUCAUAUCAUGUCUGAACACAUGGAUUUAACCACUGGAGUCAUAUGGAUUACUUUUAUGCUCUCUAUAUGUGGAUUUUGGAGCUUCAAAAUUGGCACCCAUUCACUUGCAUUGUAUGGGCCUACAGAGCUGAUAUAUUCUUCUAAAAAUCUUUAUUUGUGUUCUGCAAAAGAUAGUAAGUCAUAUACAUUUGGGAUGCCAGGAGGGUGAGAAAAUCAUGAGAGAACUUUCAUUUUGGGUGAACUAUACCUUUAAGCAAAAGUGUGAUGUACAUGAAAUGAUCAUGAUUAUUUCUAUUGUCUAUUAGACCUUUUGUUCUGCCCUUGUGAAUAUUUUGUACAGUAAUUGAAAUGCUCAUUCAUUUAAAAAGAUUUUGCCUAUUGGAUUUGACAGGGCUACAGGUCUUAUAUUAAUUAACCUGUUUUCCUCAUCCACAAUUACAGCUACCUUGUUAACUGUGUUGUUAUUGCUGUUCAACUUCAACAUUUCCAUAGUCAUUUCGAAAACAAAAACUUGGUCAUUAUUUACUCACCCUCCUGUCAUUCCAAACUCUUUUGACUUUCUUCUUUAGAACACUAGAGAUAUUUAAAGAUAGUUGUGAUCGCUAAUUUCAAUACAAUAGCAGGCAAUAGUGUCUCACUUUAAAGCUUAAAAAAGUUCCUAAAAGGGUAAUAAAUGUAGCCUAUGUGACUUGUGCAUCAAGACAUUGUUUGUUAUCAAAUCAUUAAUAAUGUCCAUAAAUUCAAUAUGGUGACAACCCAAUGUCAUGACACAAAAACCAAUGAGGUUCAAUGUUAUUAGCAUAUUACCACAUUGAUUCACUAGCUUAACUAAGGGGUCAUGACAUUUUGCCAUUCAUGCCUUUUUUAUUAUUUUAACAUGUUCCUCGAUAUUCACUUAUACUCUUAAAUGUUUUUACACAAAAAAUAUAAUAUAUUUGUAAAACAUGAAUUUUCCACCCUCAUUCUUACCCUCUGUCAGAAACACUCAGUUUUGGUGCUGCUGCUCCUUUAAGACUUGACAGUUAAAGGCCUCGAUAUACUUCCAUAGAAGUUGUUCUUUGUUCUUCAUUCAUGGGUAAAUAGAAGUUCUAAACAGUCGAGAUAUAUACUGUUUCUGAACAAUCAGACACCCGACACAGAUGUAAGAGGCAUUUAGAUGUACAUAUAAAUCAGAGGACACUACAUUUAAAACCUUAAAAAUGUGUUAUCAAUGACUUUAUAACUCAUUGUGAGUAGAAUUUACUUGAGGUCAGUAAAAUAAACUGUUUUAACCACUCGAUGAUUUAAAGUAAUACAUAUGCAGAAGAAAAAGAUUAAUUUGUCUUGUUUACAUUAUGAAUUAAUGGUACUAAUGCGCUAACAUGCUACACACAUCCAUAAUAUGCACUGGUUACACUGUUACUGUAAUUUAUUAUGACACCGAUUCCAGUGCAAUGAUGAGUGUAUAAAAGUAUUAAUGUGCAGAACAAAUAAA